Messenger RNA from Phoenix dactylifera (date palm), 1559 nucleotides. Lineage: Eukaryota; Viridiplantae; Streptophyta; Magnoliopsida; Arecales; Arecaceae. The record is from RefSeq and is a predicted model, not a curated record.
CUCUCCUUCCUUACGCGACCCCUUCCUCUCUUUCUCCUCUCACUCUACGCGGACCGCGGCCGGCGAGCGGGCGGCGGGCGACGGGCGGCGUACGGUUGACGGAGGGCGCCCUAGGUCCGUCUCUCUCUCUUCCCCUCCUUCCAUCUGCAGAAGAAGAUUCUGGCAAUGGGAGACGCCACCGGAGAAGGAGAUCGUGAAACUCUCGAAGCUGUACGGUCAGUGGUGUUCAAGCCGUCCGAGACCCUAGACGAGAAGAGAUUCCCGAGGAUCAGCGGCUAUGAUUUCAACCGUGGGGUGGACCUCAUGGGCCUCCUGCAUUCCAUGGCCACCACUGGAUUCCAAGCAUCCAACCUUGGAGAUGCCAUUGAUGUUGUCAAUCAAAUGUUAGAUUGGAGGCUUUCCCAUGAGGAGCCAAGAGAAGAUUGUGAUACAGAGGAGCUCAAUCCUGCCUUUAGACAAACUGUCAAGUGUAAAAUUUUUCUGGGAUUUACUUCAAACCUCAUAUCUUCUGGUAUCCGGGAGACUAUCCGGUUCCUUGUAGAGCAUCGAAUGGUAGAUGUUUUGGUUACGACAGCUGGUGGUAUAGAAGAGGACCUUAUCAAAUGCCUUGCACCAACAUAUAAAGGUGAUUUUUCUUUGCCUGGUGCUCAUCUGCGCUCAAAGGGAUUAAAUCGAAUUGGGAAUUUGUUGGUGCCUAAUGACAACUACUGCAAAUUUGAGGACUGGAUCAUGCCAAUUUUUGAUCAGAUGUUGCUGGAACAGUCUACAGAGAAUGUAAUUUGGACACCAUCAAAAGUGAUUGCCCGCCUUGGCAAAGAAAUAAAUGACGCUAGUUCAUACCUCUACUGGGCACAUAAGAAUGGUUUUCUUAGUAGAAUCUCCAUUAAUCAAUAACUCAAAUAUCUCCAUGAUGAUUAUAAGAGAAGCCCUAAUGGAGGUAUUUAUAAGUGGCACAAGGGCACUCUGUGCUUCAACUUUCCAAUACGGGAUUCCAAAUCCUAUUAUAAUUCAAAGAACCCUAACUAUUAACUUCCCUAAUAACAUCAAAAGUUAUCAAAAAGAAAGUUCACAAAAAUCAAAGGUAUUCAAGAUAUAUCCUUCAUCAAGCCAAUCCCAUGCCUUGGGUGGGUCAAAAGUUAUCAAUGAAAGCACCAUUGUUGGAUUAGGAACAAAGUCCCAUCUCAAUAUUAGCACCAUUGUUGGACCCGCGGGGCGUGCGGUCCCAAACCCCACACCAAGGUUCAGUUGAGGGAAUUGUUGUUGAUUGCGGAACCGUCUUUAGGGCGGGUAACACGCUAUCUCUUGCUGCCUUUGGAACCUUGCCUAUGCUACUCUAGUGAUGGUGCUCGACCAAGGAGAAGAAUCAAGAUGUGGGGAAGAAAAGAUGACGAUUCUAUUCCAAAUGACAACAAAAAUGAGAAAUCUAGCAAGAUCGGAAAGGAAUCAUGCUAGCUUAAUACAAUCUAAGGGGAGUUGAUUUACCCCACCCUAGCCCAAGCCUUGCGGCCGAAAAACCCACCUAAGUGACCUAAUGGAUAACCCUUUACAGUGUAGAAAAA